Microbotryum saponariae is the source of this 2690-nucleotide messenger RNA. Lineage: Eukaryota; Fungi; Basidiomycota; Microbotryomycetes; Microbotryales; Microbotryaceae. The record is from the annotation of a GenBank genome assembly.
AUGUCUGCCGCCCAACCCGAGACCUGUACGUUGCCCCCUCCCCGUGCGCUGUCGAGCUGCGACUGAUCUCGAAUGCUGAUUCUCGCAAUGCCAUUCUCUCACGUUCCAUCACCACCACCACAGUCGGAUUCCAGGCCGAGAUCAGUAAGUCGCCUUGGCACCGAGUACCACCCCUUUGUGUACUAUGACUCACAAUAUAUCUUUACUCCUCUACAGCCCAACUCUUGGACCUCAUCAUCAGUACGUAGUGCAUCGCUAGAGGGGAGAAAAGACAUCGCCAAGUCGACGUCUUUCCAUGAGCUUCCAUCACCCAUUCCAGCCUCCCUCUUGCUAGCCCCGGCAUGUACUGACGUGUUCUCUUCUCCACCACCUCGUCUCUGCUUUGAACUUGUGCAGACACUUUCUACUCGAACAAGGAGGUGAGUAGGCCGCAUCGACAGCUGCUUUUCCUCGACCCUUCUGGGCACCUCACACUCCGGGGGUGCCCAGACUGGAGCGAGCCAUAGCCUGAGUCUUGAACGGUCUACAGACGAACGAGACUGACCUUACUGCGCAUCCUCCUCCCAGAUCUUCCUUCGAGAAUUGAUUUCCAACUCGUCCGAUGCCCUAGACAAGGUUCGCUACUCGGCCCUGACCGACCCCACACAGCUCGACACCGAGAAGGAGCUUUUCAUCCGCAUCACCCCCGAUGUCGCCAACAAGACCUUGACCAUCCGUGAUUCCGGUAUCGGAAGUGAGUCCUUACUGCCCACACCGCUCCACUGUCCCCGAAAGAAUCAAGAAUUAACCUUUUCUUCUCUUUUUUCCUCUUCUCGCCACACCCAGUGACCAAGGCCGAUUUGGUCAACAACCUCGGUACAAUCGCCAAGUCCGGUACAAAAGCCUUCAUGGAGGCGCUCUCGUCCGGUGCCGACAUCUCCAUGAUCGGACAAUUCGGUGUCGGUUUCUACUCGGCUUACCUCGUCGCCGACAAGGUCACCGUCAUCACCAAGCACAACGACGACGAGCAGUACAUCUGGGAGUCCGCCGCCGGUGGCACCUUCACCAUCACCCCCGACACGGUCAACCCCUCGCUCGGCCGAGGCACACAGAUGGUUUUGCACAUGAAGGACGACCAGCUCGAGUACCUCGAAGAGAAGAAGAUCAAGGACAUCGUCAAGAAGCACUCCGAGUUCAUCUCGUACCCGAUUCAGCUCGUCACCGUCAAGGAGGUCGAGAAGGAGGUCGAGGACGACGAGGAGGAGGAGAAGAAGGAAGGCGACGAUGACAAGCCCAAGAUCGAGGAGGUCGACGAGGAUGACAAGAAGGAGAAGAAGACGAAGAAGGUCAAGGAGUCCGUCACCGAGCAGGUCGAGCUCAACAAGACCAAGCCCCUGUGGACACGCAACCCGACCGACAUCACCGCCGACGAGUACGGUGCCUUCUACAAGUCGCUCACCAACGACUGGGAGGACCACCUUGCCGUCAAGCACUUCUCCGUCGAAGGUCAGCUCGAGUUCAAGGCGAUCCUCUUCAUCCCCAAGCGCGCGCCCUUUGACCUGUUCGAGUCCAAGAAGAAGCGCAACAACAUCAAGCUCUACGUGCGCCGCGUCUUCAUCAUGGACGACUGCGAGGACCUCAUCCCCGAGUACCUCAACUUCGUCAAGGGUAUCGUCGACUCGGAAGACCUGCCGCUCAACAUUUCGCGAGAGACGCUGCAACAGAACAAGAUUCUCAAGGUGAUCCGCAAAAACUUGGUCAAGAAGACGAUGGAGAUGCUCGCGGACAUUGCCGAGGACAAGGAGAACUUUGGCAAGUUCUACGAGGCGUUCGGCAAGAACAUCAAGCUCGGUAUCCACGAGGAUGCGCAGAACCGCUCCAAGCUCGCCGAGUUCUUGCGCUUCCACUCGACCAAGUCCGGAGAGGAGAUGACCUCGCUCAAGGACUACAUCACGCGCAUGCCCGAGCAGCAGAAGAACAUCUACUACCUCACCGGCGAGUCCCUCUUGCAGGUCCGUGACUCGCCCUUCCUCGAAAUCUUCAAGAAGAAGAACUUUGAGGUCUUGUUGAUGGUCGACCCCAUCGACGAGUACGCCACGACGCAGCUCAAGGAGUUCGAGGGCAAGAACCUCGUUUGCGUCUCCAAGGACGGCCUCGAGCUCGAAGAGACCGACGAGGAGAAGGCGCAACGCGAGAAGGAGACCAAGGAGUUCGAGGACCUGACCAGGACGAUCAAGGAGAUUCUCGGCGACAAGGUCGAGAAAGUGUCGAUCUCGAACCGCAUCUCGGACUCGCCGUGCGUGCUCGUCACCGGUGCCUUUGGGUGGUCAGCCAACAUGGAGCGCAUCAUGAAGGCGCAGGCGCUGCGCGACGCCUCGAUGUCGUCGUACAUGCAGUCCAAGAAGACGCUCGAGAUCAACCCGCACAACGCGAUCGUCAGGGAGCUGCGGUCCAAGGUCCAGGAGGACGCCGCGGACAAGACCGUGCGCGACUUGGUCACGCUCUUGUACGAGACCGCUCUGCUCACUUCGGGCUUCACCUUGGACGCGCCUACGGACUUUGCCGCACGCAUUCACCGCAUGAUCUCGCUCGGUCUCUCGAUCGACGAGGACGAGGAGCCCGCUGCCGUUGAGGAGUCCAAGGUGGAGGAAGGGUCGGACGCACCCGCUCUUGAGCCCGCCGGAGUGAGCUCGAUGGAGGAGGUCGACUAA